AUGAAUUACUGCGUGAUUCAAAUCACCUCCCCACAAGGCUUCAUCGAUCGCUCCUCCGCCAACUUUCGGCCGUCAUCAAAGGAGUUCACUCAGAGUCAUGUGUAUGUCAACAAAUACAACAAGAUUGUUGGCAGCCUAAACUUUGAUGCCUUGCAGUCGACCUUUGUGGAAGAGCGGCACAAGUGUUCUAUUGAAAAAAGUGAUUGGGUGUUUAUUGGUGACGACGAUACCUUAUUCUAUGAACAAGGUAUCCAGGCAUUUAUGCAGGCAAGGAAAAGACAACUCAACCGACUGUUUGCGCAUGGCAACUUUUUUAAUCCACGCAAGCCAUAUGACAAAGGAUGGUACAAUGGAGGGACUGGAAUUGCUAUUACUGGUAGGGUAGCCCGUCUUUUAUUGACAAAUACAACUGAGAACAAUUCAGAUCUUUUAGAUAUCAUUCGGAAGGAAGAAGAGGACUGCGAAUGUGGAGAUCUUCCGUUUGCCCGUGUGUUGCAAUACUUUCGAGUCCGUACCAUCCACCAACCCAACUUGUUUUUGGACUCGUGCUUGGAUUGCAAUCACAUGGAAGCGGAAUUGGCACCUAUAGUGGCCUGCCAUGGUGCGGAGCUCUUUCGUGACGCCAAUCCACAAGCCAAUGAUAAGGCAAGGAAUAUGAAGGAUCUCUAUAGCAAUUACUUCAGCGAGAUUGAAGUAAAAGAGUUUGGUGCUUACCAGCAACCACCAAUGUUUGCUACCAUGAGUCCAUUGGAACGACGAGACUACAUGGACCAAAUUUGUAACAGAACCGGCUGA
Molecule: messenger RNA, 795 nt
Organism: Cylindrotheca closterium
Lineage: Eukaryota; Bacillariophyta; Bacillariophyceae; Bacillariales; Bacillariaceae
Source: the annotation of a GenBank genome assembly